This is a messenger RNA of Labeo rohita (rohu), 3788 nucleotides long. It is a transcript of the gene arl8bb, whose product is annotated as ADP-ribosylation factor-like 8Bb. Gene Ontology annotation, cellular component: lysosomal membrane. The record is from RefSeq and is a predicted model, not a curated record. The transcript is spliced from 7 exons. Gene Ontology annotation, molecular function: GTPase activity; GTP binding. The coding region runs from base 94 to 654 and encodes 186 amino acids. Gene Ontology annotation, biological process: anterograde axonal transport; protein transport. Lineage: Eukaryota; Metazoa; Chordata; Actinopteri; Cypriniformes; Cyprinidae.
UGCUUCCUCUUUCUCUUCGAUUUCUCCAGCAGGAACAGAAUCUGCCCUGCCUCAUCCAGACCAUCAGAGUUCAUCCAGCAGCGCAGCGCAGAGAUGUUGGCCCUCAUCCACCGGCUCCUGGACUGGAUCAGGUCGCUCUUCUGGAAGGAAGAGAUGGAGCUGACACUGGUGGGACUGCAGUACUCUGGAAAAACCACUUUUGUUAACGUGAUAGCUUCUGGUCAGUUCAAUGAAGACAUGAUCCCUACAGUUGGCUUCAACAUGAGGAAAGUCACCAAAGGCAACGUAACAAUAAAAAUUUGGGAUAUAGGCGGGCAGCCGCGGUUCAGGAGCAUGUGGGAGCGAUACUGCCGGGGCGUCAAUGCUAUUGUGUAUAUGGUUGACGCCGCAGAUCGUGAAAAGGUUGAAGCCUCCAGAAACGAGCUACACAACUUGUUAGACAAACCACAGCUGCAAGGCAUUCCUGUACUUGUCCUUGGCAACAAAAGAGACCUUCCCAGCGCACUAGAUGAGAAACAACUAAUUGAAAAGAUGAACCUGUCUGCCAUUCAAGACAGAGAGAUAUGCUGCUACUCUAUUUCAUGCAAAGAGAAAGACAAUAUAGAUAUCACAUUGCAGUGGUUGAUCCAGCAUUCAAAGUCUCGGAGAAGUUGAGAACAAACCCCGUCCUACCCGUAAGCCCAGUCCUGCCCUUGUUCCAGCUCCCAGCUCAGCCCAGCGCUCUUCAGACCGGCCGGCCCUUCCUGUGACCAGUGACGCAGUCCCUCUCAGCCGCAUCUGUCUGUCCAGUAGCUGCCCCUCUCAUUCAUUCUCUAUUACACACAGACUGUCAGUAAAGCUUCUUCAUCGGUGGGCCUCAGACUCCUAAUGAUUGCUACCUUUUGGUCAGUUUUGUUGAUGAAAACCUCUUUUGACCAUUUACAAAGUGAUAUGAAUCAGUUAGGGGGUUUGCCUUCUUAUCCUGUGAAAUAAGAUUGUGCUAUUGUUUGGGGUUUUCUUUUGGUCUAUUUAGUUUAACAGUUUUGUAUUAUUUUUAUAUAAUUUAUUGUGAUAAAGCAUUUUAUCACAAAGAGUAGUUGCAAUGAACAUUUGAGUAGCUAGUAUUGUGCAUUUAGGGCUUCAAUGCAUUUUAAAUGUAUACUACUUUUCAAACGUUUGGGGACAGUAAGAUUUUUUUUUAAAUACUUAUUUUCACGAAGGAUGCAUUAAAUUGUUCAAAAGUAACAGUAAAGAUAAAAAAUGCUCUAGUUGAACUUUCUGUUCUGUCAUGUGUCAUGUUUUCCACAAAAAUAUUAAGCAACAUUGAUGAUAAUAAAUUCUUGAGCAGCAAAUCAGCAUAUUAGAAUGAUUUCUAAAGGAUCAUGUGACACUGAAGACUGGAGUAAUGAUGCUGAAAAUUCAGCUUUGCAUCACAGGAAUAAAUUACAUUUUAAGAUAUAUUUAAAUAGAAGAUAUUUGUUUUAAAUUGUAAGAAUAUUUUCUGUUUUUACUGUAUUUUUUUGUCAAAUAAAUACAGCCUUGGUGAGCAUAAGAGACUUUUUUCAAAAACAUCAAGAAAUCUUACUGACCCCUGAACUUUUAAACUGAAGUUCAUGUUCAGCUCUUGUUUUUCUUUUAAUCUGUGUGUGGAGCAUCUGUUAUUUAAAAAAAUUAACCGUAAUAUAAUCAUAUUUUAUAUUUGCUUGGGUUCAGAGUUGAAUUGUAUCUGGAUGACUAGACGUUUACUAAUAUCUGGCUUUCAGCAAAUCUGGACGUUCUACUAUCUGAUGGUCCCUAAUUAAUAUUCAUGAGUCAAGAUGAUUUUAUGAUGUGUCUCCCCAUGUUUCAGAUCAUCUGUCUAAAUCUUUUCCUACUUGAGCUUCAUUACAAUAACAAAGCCCAGCUCAUUAAUAUUCAUGACCCAGAGCUCAUGGGCAUGCUUUAUGUACUGCAUAAAACAUCUCAAUUAUGAAAACUGUCCUCUACGGGAUCCUGUGUAUGCCAGUGUGGACUUUGUGCCGCUGAUGGACAUUUUGGCAUUUACAUUAGUAAAUUAGUGAGCAUUAAGUUAAGUGCCUUUUGCAGAUACUCACAUUUUUAAAGCCCAGAAAUGGAUAUAGUAUAUAAGAACAAACAGCUAGUCUAAACUUACAGUAGGUGCCAUUAUUAUUACAUUAGCACUGAUUAUUGGACUGUUGGAAAUUGUCUGAUUGCUAAAGUGCAGUUGAAGUCAAAAGUUUACAUCCACCUUGCAGAAUCUGCAAAAUGUAAAUUAUUUUACCAAAAAUAAGACGGAUCAUACAAAAUGCAUGUUGUUUUUUAUUUAAUACUGACCUGAAUGAGAUAUUUCACAUAAAAGACGUUUACAUAUACUCCACCAGAAAAAAUAGUAGUUGAAUUUAUAAAAAUGACCCUGUUCAAAAGUUUACAUACACUUGAUUCUUAAUACUGUGUUGUUGUUUUUUGUUUAGUGAUAGUUGUUCAUGAGUCCCUUGUUUGUCCUGAACAGUUAAACUGCCUGAUGUUCUGUAGUAAAAUCCUUCAGGUCCCACACAUUUUUUGGUUUUUCAGCAUUUUUGUAUAUUUGAAGCCUUUCCAACAAUGACUGUAUGAUUUUGAGAGCCGUCUUUUCACACUGAGGGACUCAUAUGCAACUAUUACAGAAAGUUCAAAUGCUCACUGAUGCUUUAAAAAAAAACAAAACACACAAUGCAUUUAGAACCAGGGGUGAAAACUUUUGAACAGAAUGUAGAUGUGUACAUUUUUCUUAUUUUGCCUAAGUAUCAUAUUUUUUCAUUUAGCACUGCCCUUCGGAAGAUGUUUCCCUAGAUAACAAAAUAAGUUAAAUUUGUCCUGAACUUCAAAUUCAAAAAGUGUUCAAAAACUUUUGACUUCAACUGUAUAUGCUGUGCUAAAAUGUAUUCCUUACUGGUUAACAUACAAAACGAAAUGUUAAGUUAUUUGAGGAAGAUGAUUCACAUACUGGAAGUGGAGGGUCUCGCUUUUGGGUGAAACGAUUCAAACUCCUUUGCGAAUGAACAAAAAAGUACUCCAGGUUUUUCCCGCAAUGUCUCAAAUACUAGCUAUCUUGAAGUCCUUUAUUCUGAUCAAGCCCCUAAAUGCUGCAAAUUCUUCUUCCUGUAUUCUAAAUAUUAGUUUUACAUCUAAAACAUUGCAGUCGUCUUAUCUGUUAUUUAUGACUUAUUAUUACAUGUUCAUGAAUUAGUAGUUUCCGCCGACACAUUGCUUGAAGACUGAGAUGAACGGACUUUCUGCUGUAGUUUUCAGACUGUUCUUACAUCUCUAAUCUACCUCAGCGGUGUCAUGAGCUACAGUGAGCGGUGAGAGAGUUGUAUAAAACCAACGUUUGCUUGUUUUAUGAAGCAGUUCUAAAGAUUUCUUUAGAUUUGAUCUUUAAAAUGUUUGGUUUUCUUUAAAUGAUGAAUCCUUAAAAACCUAGGACUCAGUCCUGAGAUCAAAGGCUUUUGUUUGACUGUAUAUUUGUGUAAAAAUCUAAAGUAUAUGAGAAAAUUACAGUUACUGAGAAGCGUUCUAUUCAUACGCAACUAUUACAGAAGGUUUAAAUGCUCACUGAUGCUUCAGAGGGAAACAUAAUGCAUUAAGAGCCGGGGGAUGAAAACUUUUGAACAGAAUGAAGUUGUGUACAUUUUUCUUAUUUUGCCCAAAUAUUAUAUUUUUUUCAUGUAGUACUGCCCUUCAGAGGCUACAAAAGAUACUUACAUGUUUCCCAGAAGACAAAAUAAGUUAAAUUUACCCUGAUCUUAAAAUUCCAAAAGUUUUCACCCCCU